This is a messenger RNA of Talpa occidentalis (Iberian mole), 3142 nucleotides long. It is a transcript of the gene ZSCAN12, whose product is annotated as zinc finger and SCAN domain containing 12. Lineage: Eukaryota; Metazoa; Chordata; Mammalia; Eulipotyphla; Talpidae. Gene Ontology annotation, biological process: regulation of transcription by RNA polymerase II. The coding region runs from base 1 to 1839 and encodes 612 amino acids. Gene Ontology annotation, molecular function: DNA-binding transcription factor activity, RNA polymerase II-specific; RNA polymerase II cis-regulatory region sequence-specific DNA binding. The record is from RefSeq and is a predicted model, not a curated record. The transcript has 3 exons.
AUGAUGGCAUGUACUUGGGCUAGCCAAGCCCACAAGGACCAGGAUGAACUAUUGAAAGUCAAAAUAGAGAAGGAGGAAGAAGAGGAAGAGCGUAAGUAUACUAUCACUCAGGAUCAGAACCUGCAGAUGACCAGCACCCCUAGCCGGGAGGUCUUCCGGCAGUACUUCAGACACUUCUGCUACCAGGAAACAUCAGGACCCCGUGAGGCUUUGAGCCGACUCCGGGAGCUGUGCCACCAGUGGCUGAGGCCAGAGACCCACACCAAGGAGCAGAUCCUGGAGCUGCUAGUGCUGGAGCAGUUCCUGACCAUCCUGCCUGAGGAGCUGCAGGCCUGGGUGCGGGAGCAGCAUCCAGAGAGCGGGGAGGAGGUGGUCACUGUGCUGGAGGAUUUAGAGAGAGAGUUUGAUGAGCCAGGUUACCAGAUCUCAGUCCAUGCCGAAGGACAGGAAGCACCCUUGCAGGAGAGGGGGCCUGUCGGGACCAAACAAGGAUCCAUUGUGCUCUUCCCCUCCGUGAAGGCCCAGCUGAAGCGUGAAUCUCCAGGACCUGACACCCAUCAGGUGCAAGUUUCAGAUGUCAAGACUGGAAAUGAGUACAAAAAUUUAACACUGAAGCAAGAAAUUUCUGAAGAAAUGGAGCCAUGUGGGAAUAUAUCUAACAGAGUUGAAAAUGAAGUGUCCCAGUCAGCGAGGUAUGAAAAAUCUCCUGAACCUGAAGAAAAAACAGAAGCGCCCGCUAGAUACUCCAGGGAAGAAAAUCAACACGCAGGUGAUAAAAACGGAGUAAGUUUGACCGAGAACUCAGACCUUGCUGAACAGCAGCAAGUCUGUCCUGGAGGAAAACUGUACGAAUGUGAUGACUGUGGGAAAGCCUUUCGGCAGCACUCACACCUCCUAGAGCACCAGAGGGUUCACACUGGAGACAGGCCCUACAAAUGCGAAGAAUGCGGGAAAACUUUCCGCGGGAGAACUGUGCUUAUCCGACACAGAAUCAUUCACACUGGAGAGAAGCCGUACAAGUGUAACGAGUGCGGCAAAGCCUUCGGCCGCUGGUCAGCUCUUAACCAGCAUCAGAGACUUCACACUGGCGAGAAGCACUACCACUGCAGUGAGUGUGGCAAAGCCUUCAGCCAGAAAGCAGGCCUCUUCCACCAUCUCAAGAUCCACACGAGAGACAAGCCCUACCACUGUGCUCAGUGCAACAAGAGUUUCAGCCGGCGUUCCAUCCUCACCCAGCACCAGGGAGUGCACACAGGGGCAAAGCCCUAUGAGUGCAGUGAGUGUGGAAAAGCCUUUGUUUACAACUCCUCCCUUGUUUCCCAUCAAGAGAUCCACCAUAAGGAAAAGUGUUACCAGUGUAAGGAAUGUGGGAAAUUCUUCAGUCAGAGUGGCCUUAUUCAGCACCAGAAAAUCCACACUGGGGAGAAGCCCUACAAGUGUGACGUGUGUGGAAAAGCCUUUAUCCAGAGGACCAGUCUUACAGAACAUCAGCGAAUUCACACUGGAGAGAGACCCUACAAAUGUGAUAAAUGUGGGAAGGCUUUCACUCAGCGAUCAGUCCUCACGGAGCAUCAGAGGAUCCACACUGGAGAGAGGCCCUACAAGUGCUACGAGUGUGGGAAUGCCUUCCGAGGCAUCACCAGCCUCAUCCAGCAUCAGAGAAUCCACACAGGGGAGAAGCCCUACCAAUGCGACGAGUGUGGCAAGGCCUUCAGACAGAGGUCAGACCUUAGUAAGCACCGGAGAAUCCACAAUAGAGGUGGCGCCUAUAAAUGUGAGGAGUGUGGGGAAACAUUCAGGCAGAACUCGGCUCUCACUCAACACCAGACUGUCCACUAAGGAGGAAAACCUGUUGCUGUGUGAUGACUGCAGGGCAGCUACUGCAGAGGGCAGGCUGCAGAGAAGCACUAGCUUUGAAAUGAUUCAGGGCAAAGCAUCAGUCAUGGUUGCUGUGAGGAAACGCAGAUAAGCGGCCACCGGGUACAGCCCGGUGCGUGGGGGGCUGUGGAGAACAUGGAGCAUCACACUGCCUGCCGUUGCUCGGUGUACAGCCGGGGUGGGGCAUGUGAGAGCCACGUGUUGAGCUGCAUGGACUGCAGCCAGCAUAGUCAUGUAGAGUUCCUCGGCCCCAGGCAGACAGAAGUGCUGUAGCUCCUGACAGAUCGCUCUGCCCAAAGUCAGGCAAGAUUAUACUGAGGAUGAGGGUUCCAUGGGCAGAUUUGGAAGUUGAAAGGGAGAAAUAUCUAGAGUAAACAAAUGUGAGCAGAGGCAGAGAGGCCUAUGGUGGGAAAGCAUCGGUGACGAGACAGGCCGAUCCAAAGUAGAGGCUGAAAGGGGGUAGCUGAUGGCUGGAGCCAAAGCAGCGGGGAUCUAGACAGUGAGGCUGAGAGGCCAGUGGUUUCACCCGGGCCUUUAUAACACUGACCAGAGCACUUUUCUCAUUUAAUUCCUAAAAUGUGUCUAAAACCACUCUCCAUUUAAAAACAAGCUGUCUUGCACGUGGAGAACCUGACUUAGCUACAGUAUCUCACAGAGAAAGAGCUCGGCUGCCUCACGUUCCAGUCUGGUCUCUGACGUCACCCUGACCCGUAGAGACUCCUCAACCUCAGUGAGCGCCAGAACCACUCACGGGGCUUGGCCACGUGCCCGAGUCCGCUCAGAGAUGUUCUGCUCUGCUCAGUCAGGGGGUUGAGAAUUCAUGCUGUAGCCCCACACUCACCUGGUGUCUGCUGAAAUUUGAGGGAUGUUGCGUUGAAACCCCAACUGCCUUUGUGGUUGCCUGUGAAGCAGGGAAGCCUGAACAGGCCUGUAAGGCAGGCAGAGCUGCAGACUAUAGUGCAAGAAGAGCCUGCAGGGUUGUGUGCCCCCUCCCCCAGCCCUUCACAGCGGGGGGUCAGACCUCUGGUGCCCAAACUCUGGGACCACAGGGUGGCCCCUCCACCCCUUCAUAUGUCAGUGUCUAGAGAGUGUUCUGAGUCACACCUGGGAGGGGAUAGGUCCAGGCAGGGGAGGGGUGCGGUGCUCGUCUCCGCUUUAACCCCCCUUUACCCCAGCUCUGUGCCAAAGGCUUGGGACAUCUGAAAAAAAUAUGAACAACUGGUUGGCACUGCCCCGCAUUACUGAGUGAACAGUUCUGUGCUGG